GCCGCCGGCUCCUCUCCCCGCGGCCGCACUGACCUCCGCGCUCUCCUUCCCGCCGCCGAGGAGGAACCCCCUCAACAAAGGAGGGGGGAGCGGCGAAAGGCGGGGGGACGGACAGACAGACACACAGACACAGACACACGCGGCCGCUCCGUCCGGAUGCGGUGAACCCCCCGCUUCGCCUCCGGGGGGGCCGCAUCGGCGCGGGUGGGAAGGAGAGGAGAAGCGGCGUCUCCCCGGCUGCCACCAUGGGCUGCUGCACGGGGCGCUGCACGCUGAUCUUCCUCUGCUCGCUGCAGCUGCUGGCAGCAUUAGAGAGACAGAUCUUUGACUUCCUUGGUUUCCAAUGGGCUCCUAUCCUUGGCAAUUUCCUACAAAUAAUAGUUGUCAUUUUGGGUUUGUUUGGAACCAUCCAGUUUAGGCCUCGAUAUAUAGUUGUGUACACGGUGUGGACUGCCCUGUGGGUCACCUGGAAUGUUUUCAUUAUCUGCUUCUAUUUGGAAGUAGGCGGACUUUCAAAGGAAACCGAUCUCAUGACCUUUAACAUCUCAAUGCACCGCUCUUGGUGGCGGGAACACGGGCCCGGCUGCAUACGAAGGGUGGUGCGUCCUUCUGCUCCCAGCAUCCUAGAGGAUUACUCCUACGUCUCCGUCACAGGCUGCAUAAUUGAUUUCCAGUACCUAGAGGUCAUUCACAGCGCUAUCCAAAUACUCCUCUCCCUGAUUGGAUUUGUGUAUGCCUGUUACGUGAUCAGUAUUUUCAUGGAGGAAGAGGACAGCUUUGAUUUCAUAGGUGGACUUGACACAUACUCCUACCGACAGCCCCCCCAGGAACAUGUUGAGUUAAAGCCUGUAAAGCCUGUAGGUCGAAGUAAGUAAUGAACAUGGACUCAAGAUUUCUGCCGCUGUAGCUGAAGAAACAGAUUUUAGAAGAAAAGACCAACCUUGUGACUCAUCGCUGUGGAAGAAACCCACCAUCCGUUUCUCACGGCAUGUGGAUUGCUCUUCCCACAGGCUCAGUGUCAUUAUCAGCGUUGUUAUUUCAUAGAUCCUUGUAGAUGAUCUUGAAUUUUUGAAUAAUUUACUUAUAUGGACACUUGUAAAUUGUAAAUUUUUUUCUUUUUUAAUUUCAAUAUUUUUACAACAUUUAGUGUUAAGGCAUGAAAACAAAAUAACCUGUGAAAACUAGGAGAAGGGUGCGUCUUUCUCAAAAAAGUCAGUAUUUUUUGACCGAUAAAGUCAUACUAUGCCUGGUCAAGAUUGUGUCAGUAAACAGUAAUUUUGACUCCAAAAUAUGCAGCAGGAGUCAAACCCUAACAAUGUACAAGAGAUCAUUUCAAUGCUGUAUUUAGAAUUCACAAUGUCCGCUCCUUGCAUUGUUUGAACUGCCGUAUGCAGUAGGAAUUGAUCUAUGACUCUUCUUACCCAGAUGUUCCAGCAGUAAUGUACUCAUCUGAUUAUUGCAAUUCAUAUAUGGCUUCUUCUCCUUUCCUAAUCCCUUUCACCCACCACCAGUAUCUGUUUCUGAUUUGAAGGGAAGCAGGACGACCGCUCUAUGGAUGUCAGUCUCUAGGAACCCUUACAUCCAGGGCUCUUCAGAUGCCUGUGAUUUGCACAUUUUCAAACUCUUUUCCUCCCUUCUCCCAGGAAGAAGCCAAGCAUGAAUGUACAGUACAAGGCACCAACUGAAGCCUUAGAAGCCUCUGGGGACUAAUUUUGCUCUUAAUUUAAAAGUACACAAGCAAACCUGAAAAUGCGUGUAAAAAUUUGUAAAGUUAUUUGUAAAUACUUCUAGACAAAGAACAUGGAUGUAACUCUGUGGCAUUUUGUUUUCUAUUCUGUCACCACUAGCAUAAAGUGAUACACAAAGCUAUUUUCUCUGGGGAACUGGCAGUCUUUUUAACAGAACACUGUUUCUUUCUUCUUAAUUACUUUAUAAAGUGCUGUGCACAGUUACAUGCCCCAGAGAGUUACGUCUCUCCGCAGAGCCUAUGUGCCUCAGCAUUCAGUGGAAAACUCAUCAGGGUUUUGGGUCUGUUUCUGGGUUUACGCUUUCUCAUUUUGUGGUUUCUUUGGCGGCACUGUCAGGAAGGAUGGUACUUCUGAUACGCUUAUCUCUGUCUCUCCACCAGAAACUGAAAAGAGGUCCACUAAGUUCCUUCAUAAAUAUCCUAAACAGUCUUCAGCUGGUAAUUUCUGGUCCAACAACAUUUAGAUCCUAAAUUUGCAGUCUACUCUUGAAUCAUGUAUUUUAAAGUCUGAGCAGAUGAGAGCUAGAAGAAGGCUUGUCUUGAUUCUUUGCCUACUAAAUGUUGUGUUAUUUAUCCAUAUAAACCCAGUGGGGAUGCUAAUAAAUAUAAAGGAGAUAGAGUCUAUCGUUUUUAGGUGUCAAGGCUUUUGUGGUGCAUCCAACUGUUUCACAGCUAGUUAAAUCAAAGACCUCGCCUUCUUUGGAGAAAACACAACCUGAACACAGGUUAACCUUCCCUGAAACCGAGUGUGAAGUAAGUGUUAAGACAAAGCCAAGAGAAACAACAACUGAAAAAAAAAACCUUUCAUAGUAUUCCUAGGACUGGUUAUACCUCAAAUGGUAUGUCUUUGUGUGUGAAGGCAGACAGUGCCAAAAAGAGGGGUGCUUUGUAUGAAGAUAAUGCCGUCUGUCCUUGUGUAUUUGUGUGUUCCCUCAUACACUCUUUCCCCCUAUAUUCUAGAAUACUGCAAAGUGCCAGGUUUGUCCUAUCUUGAAGAACGCAGCAGUAAAAAACAGGUAGUUUGUCACAAAACUAAUACGAAUAACAUAAUUUUUGAGGCAUCAUGAAGAAGAUACAGUGUGAAUUGCUUUAUAGCUGUAAUAUUUUAAUGAGGCGAAAACAUUUUUAUCUGCUUCUGUAAUAUUUUACUUCUGCUUAGUAUGACAGAUCAUUUCAUUUCUUUACAUGAUCCCUUAAACAGUGACGAUGUCUACGUAGGCCUGCAGCCUUCUGUGUUUGUGAUAGCUCCAGAACUCGGCAUAUCUGAGCACCGUUCAGUGUCUGACAGUUUCCAGAAGCUGCUUUGCCUCAACUUUCUCAAUGACAGAGAGAGUUCAGGAUGUGGGCAUCUACCAUGAUGAUUCCUAUGACGAAUGCGGUUCCCAUUUGGGCUUUACAUUUCAGCAUUAUUUUCCCUGCAUUAAUUGUUACGGGCUGGCAGAUUAAAGGCCUCCGACUGAACCCAGCGCUACCCCCAGAACCAGGCGGGAGGAAAGGGAAGGAGUGCUACCUCCCUGCCACUUGCACAGAUCCACAUUCUGUUCUGGCACAGCUUUGGAAGCGUAUUAUUUCAUUUUCCACCAAGACAGACACGUCUGCUGGACCACGUUUCACAAAUUUGUCUGAAUGCAUCUAAACCCUGCCCUUCCGUGGGUCCUUCAGGUUUUCAGCUUGCUAAUAAAGAACUGUGUACAUGCCACAAAAAUUCUGCAAAGGCAGAACCUGACUUCUCUUCCAUCUGAAAUAUCGAUCGCAUUUUAGCUGGGGAACACAAACCAGUAUAUUCCAAAUACGCUUAAAAUCUCGGAAUCGUUACCAAUACAGCGCACCUGCCAUCUGUCUCACUUAAUGAACAGAACGAUCCUGAUUGAGAGGAAUUUGUCUUCAUUAGAACAAGCCAACAUGCACACUGCAAUGCUGAAGGAAACUGUCGUUCUUUUCUAAAUUGAGACACAAAAAAUAGUACCAAUCAAUCUGUACAUGUUGGGGAAAAAGCCGUGAGAAUAAUAAAUGGAUUUGAAUGUUAAUUGCUGUGUUCUCCAAUAUAGUAGAACAUAUUGGCUAACAUUUUUGUAGGAAGCCUUGAGCAAUAGUUCCUUUAUUUUUGUAAAACAUACUUUCAGUAAGGUGUUAGGUGAGUCCCAGAUCAGCCAGCUACAUAGGAAUUAAGUGUUGGCUUUCUAAAUAUACUUGGAUAGUUUUCUUAAUCUUAACUGUAACAUUCAAUUUCAGGAAAUGACUAGGUUUGUACUGCAAAACGGAAUUUGCUGACAAUCCUAAAACCUCAGAGCAGAUUAUCAGUUCUGGUGGCAUUAAUAUGUCAUGCUGUAGCAACUUAGAACAGCUGAAGGUCUGUCCUUCAAACUUUUAGACUUUUUUCCUUUUCCCCAAGUUGCUGCUUAAUUCAAGUUUUACAGAGAAUCAGAUUUGCAAUGGUACUUUAACUGGAGAUACAAGAAAUAUGAUGCAGAAAUAUGGCACUACACAUUCACUAAGGACUGAGCCAGGAACCACCCAUUUUAUGAAAGAGCAGCUGAUGCCUUCUGGACCUGAAAACAGGAACUAUAUUGAGGAAUUAACAGAUUUUUGCCUGGUACAGUGACAUAGAGUGAUUAUAUAUUACAAUUUCUGGUGUUGCUGGAGGCAUUAUUGGUUGGGCUGAUGCCCCCAUCUCUUUCCUAUCCAUAGAGAUUUUUGACACAAAAAUCUGAAAUAAAUGAAUUUUUUUAAGUUCAAGUAUGAUCUGA
Molecule: messenger RNA, 4494 nt
Organism: Chroicocephalus ridibundus (black-headed gull)
Lineage: Eukaryota; Metazoa; Chordata; Aves; Charadriiformes; Laridae
Gene: NKAIN3
Product: sodium/potassium transporting ATPase interacting 3
Exons: 7
Coding region: 246-875 (209 amino acids)
Biological process (GO): regulation of sodium ion transport
Source: RefSeq, a predicted model, not a curated record